CUCGCUCUCUACCUGGGCAGCCUACUGCCGACUACCUCAUUACGGAUACAGGAGGGUUAGUCCCGCAGUAACGUUAGCGAGUGGAUCAAUUACACAUGCUAGUCUGCGCUGUAUCAGCAACCACGCAGAGACAAGUGAACGCGUAAGGAAAACGUUUGGUGUGACCAUGGCGACUCCAGACGAUCUGAAGUUUCAAGAGUUUGAGGAGGCUACAGACUUACUGUCUGCCGACCCUGGAGCCACAACACUCAGUGUGUCCAACCCCAGCACAGCGCCUGCCACGGGGGAGGUAAAACUGGACCUGUCAGAGGACGAGGAGGGCCAGGAGGAAAAUUCAGAGCUGUUGGGAGGAGAGAAGCAGACUGGGGGCUUCUGGACUUUUGAAUACUACCAGUCAUUCUUCAAUGUGGACACAAUGCAGGUGCUGGACAGGAUCAAAGGAUCGGUGAUACCCCUGCCAGGGCGAAACUUUGUCAAGCACCACAUCCGCAACACCCCUGACUUGUAUGGGCCCUUCUGGAUCUGUGCCACCCUGGUGUUCUCAGUGGCCAUCAGCGGGAACCUUUCCACAUUCCUGAGUCAGAUGGGUGACCCUCAGUACCACUACAGACCUCAGUUCCACAAGGUAACGAUAGCAGCGGUGGUGGUGUUCCUGUACGCGUGGCUCGUGCCUCUGUGCUUGUGGGGAUUUCUGAUGUGGCGGAAGGGAACGGAGAGGCAGACCGGCGGCUACACCUUCCUGGAGACCGUGUGCGUGUACGGCUACUCCCUCUUCGUCUACAUCCCCACUUCGGUGCUGUGGAUCAUUCCCUUCGAGUGGCUCCGGUGGCUCUUGAUUGUGGUCGCCAUGGUGAUCUCUGGCUCCUUGCUGGUCCUAACGUUCUGGCCAACCGUCCGCGACGACACCAACCUGACCAAGUUUGCCACCGUGAUCACCAUUGUCGUGUUGCACGCCUUGCUUGCCAUUGGAUGUAAGAUGUACUUCUUCCAGACGCCUGUACAAACGCCUGCUCCAACACUAGCCCCUCCUUCUUCCAACCACACGGCCCUCCAGACCAGCGCUGCCAAGCCCCACUGACCAAGAGACACUGAUGGAGGGAGGGAUCCAGGGGAGGAGUGGCGGGGGCGGCGGUGAUGGGGAUUUGGGGCUUUACAUCAGAGAUGAUGAUUACUUUGCUAAUUCUGCACAUGUAUAUUGCAAUAAAUCAGAUUUAUAUUCCGGUUAACACUGAAGGAAAGCGUUGACUGCGGAAUGUUUGUAUAUACAGGACUGAAGCAGCAACAGCUUAAGGGAGGAAGGACACGCCUCAGGCCUAUUCUCUAUCAGUCCUGGGGAACAUUUUGAGAGGUUUUAAUUUUAGUAACUUUUCUUGCCUAAUGUUUACACGAAGCCGGUUAAGUGUGACCUAUUAAAUGUGAAAAUAAUUGUAAUUAUUUAUUUACUCCUUAUAUAGUUAUUUUCCCUCAUUUUGUGUGUAUAUGUUGCGCCCCCCCCCCAUAAACAAACCCUUCAGUUAGGCAGAGUCUGUCCGACCUGAUUCCUUGCGAGUCGAGCAUGGCUGUGUUGAGUGUCCGUGAAGAGGACUCCAUCCAGUGGUCCCACAGCCCUCUUUCAGUUAGGAGGACUACAGAUACAAUCGGGCGUGAAACAAAAGAACCCGCGCAAGGCGCCAAGUCUCGUAACCUCUGGCUGCGGCUGCUUCGACAGCACCUACGGACAGCCCGAGAUGAGGACGCAAAGUUUGCUCCGGAAAACGACCGGGAAUGAAAGUAUUACAAAAAAAUGUCUUUUGAUCCAUGUGAGAAGCAGCACUGUGCUCAGCCUAUUGUUUCUGAGCGCUUCAUCUCCCUGCUAACUUGACUGCGGUUUCCUACUCCAGUUUGUACUGCAUUUGUGUCUAGUACUUAAAAAGGUUUGGUCUGAUCUUUUCUGAGAACAAUAAAUGAUUUGAAUGACGA
Messenger RNA from Anguilla anguilla (European eel), 1959 nucleotides. It is a transcript of the gene yipf2, whose product is annotated as Yip1 domain family, member 2. Gene Ontology annotation, biological process: vesicle-mediated transport. Bases 167 to 1078 code for a protein of 303 amino acids. NCBI's taxonomy places the organism in Eukaryota, Metazoa, Chordata, Actinopteri, Anguilliformes, Anguillidae. Gene Ontology annotation, cellular component: Golgi apparatus; membrane. Gene Ontology annotation, molecular function: small GTPase binding. The transcript is spliced from 9 exons. The record is from RefSeq and is a predicted model, not a curated record.